Molecule: messenger RNA, 1369 nt
Organism: Durusdinium trenchii
Lineage: Eukaryota; Dinophyceae; Suessiales; Symbiodiniaceae
Source: the annotation of a GenBank genome assembly
CACAGGUGAUCCUGUCAGCCUCAGUGUGAAACUUGCCAUGAGGCGAUGUAGACCCUUGGUUUGCCUAGGGUUGGCAUUGGUGGCAGGGCCAUAUUGCUUCACUCAGCCCUUGUGGCAGUGGCUCUCUGAACGUGGCGGGGAUGGCUGCGUGGAAGGCCAAAAAGUCAAUGGUUUGCGAGGGCUGGCUGUGAACAAGCCGGUCAAGAAAGGGGAUGUUAUUUUGAAGGUCCCUCUGAAGUGGACAUUGGCAGAUGGCUGCAGCCCAGGAGCUGCUGAUGCUCCUGUGUCAGCCGGGCCAGCGUGGGCCAAGGACUUGCCUUGGAACGUCCAGCUUGCACUUGGAGUGCUGGAGCGGCGAUCUGAUCCUGAGUGGGCCACAUUUUUGAGUACUUGGCCUGAAGCCCUACUUCUUCCCAAAGACCUGGAAGAGGAGGAGCUGGAAGAAGCUCAAGAUGAAGACUUCGAAGUGAAGGCUGGUGGUACGUUCUUUUGGCUGGAAGAUCGCUAUGAGGAUGCGCGUGAAGCCUUUGAAGCCGCGACUUCUGACAACUUCCCCUGGAGCGAGGAGGACUUUCGCUGGGCAAUGGCCAAUGUGUGGAGUCGCUGUUUGCGCUUGGACUUGGGGAGUCAGAAACGGCGUUUGCUGGUGCCACUGUUGGAUUUGGGAAACCAUGAUUCCAACCCAUCCGCCAGCUUCGAGUUCCUGCCAUCUGAACAAGCUGUGUGCCUGGUGGCCUUGCGUGGGAUGGAAGCAAAGGAGCCCGUGACCUACAGCUAUGGGGAGCAUCCCAAUGAGCAUUUCCUUCUUUACUACGGCUUUGUGCCUACAGCGAAUCCAAAUGAUUUCCUGAACGUGACCUUCGCCAAGGCGCUGAGCUUUCUACCAGGCUAUGAUGCAUCCUUGGACCUCGAGGAGUUUGGCGGCGUGCUGCUGCGUCAAAAUGCUCCUGAAGUCUCUUUGCUGCAGGUGUUGCACGCAGUUCUUCGAGAAGCAGGCGAUGAUGAUGCAACUGCACAGGCACGUGUGCUCAGCGCAGUGGCACAAGUUUGCAGGGGCUUGGAGAAAGAGCACCCAACCACAGCAGAAGAGGAUGAGGCGAUUCUCAAGGAUCGGUCUGGCCUUGCAGCCGGUGUGGCACCACUCGUGGAGUGGCGCCUGAGCCGAAAGCUGCUACUGCGAAGCCUUCAGAAGCAGAUGGAGGAGUUGUCGGAGCUCAUGAUGAACGACCCCGACCUGGCCAGUAGAAAGCUCUCCGCCGCCGUGGCCGGACGCAGCUCACGCCGCUCAGCUCCGACAGGUGGGAGCUCGAAGAACUCGGAGGGCUCACUAUAAGAAAAGAUCGCUGGGCAUUCUGCAAGUUCCCUUCUA